Molecule: messenger RNA, 4014 nt
Organism: Epinephelus moara (kelp grouper)
Lineage: Eukaryota; Metazoa; Chordata; Actinopteri; Perciformes; Serranidae
Gene: rybpb
Product: RING1 and YY1 binding protein b
Exons: 5
Coding region: 136-945 (269 amino acids)
Biological process (GO): positive regulation of DNA-templated transcription
Cellular component (GO): nucleus
Molecular function (GO): transcription coregulator activity; DNA binding
Source: RefSeq, a predicted model, not a curated record
CCGUGCCUCGAGCCAGCGCUGAGUGGAGCCUGUCUGCCAACAGCUUCAGCAGUGGCUCUAUCUGGAAACCACUACACUCACUGACAAUUAAAGGAGGCCCCUUUUUCUUCUUAUUUCCGAGGACUAUUCUUCACCAUGGGCGACAAGAAGAGCCCUACCAGGCCAAAAAGACAAGCCAAACAGACCGCCGAUGACGGCUACUGGGACUGUAGCGUCUGCACCUUCAGGAACACCGCCGAGGCUUUCAAAUGCAGCAUCUGCGAUGUGAGGAAGGGCACAUCCACAAGGAAACCCAGGAUCAACUCCCAGCUGGUUGCCCAGCAGGUGGCUCAGCAGUACCCAAUGCCUCCCCCGCCCAAGAAGGAGCGAAGGGAGAGGAGCGAGCGCACAGACAAGGAGCGCCCGGACGGCGAAGGCGAGCGCGCCAACGGAGAGGGGCGUCCAGAGGGUGAACGUCCAGAGAUAGUGAGGCCAGAGGGAGACUCUCCCGAAAAGGAAAAGAGUGACACCGAACAACAGCCAAUCAAAGACAAACCCGACAGAGAGAAGGAAAUUAGCCCAGCCGUCACGAAGAAGCCCAGCAGCAAAAAGACCAGACCCAAAUCAGACAACCAUCAGAGCUCACCCAGCGACAAACACAGCAUACAGUCUGGCAAAUCAGCAACCAAGACCAACAAGAACUCUCACAUUUCCAGGCCCAAACUGAAGAACAUUGACCGGAGCACCGCCCAGCAGUUGGCUAUCACCGUCGGGAACGUGACAGUGAUCAUAACAGACUUUAAGGAGAAGACCCGCUCCUCCUCCACAUCCUCGUCCACCAUCACGUCCAGCGCGGGUUCCGAACAACAGCACCAGAGCUCCGGCUCCGAGAGCAUGGACAAGGGCUCGUCGAGGGCCUCCACACCCAAAGGGGAUCUCUCUGUGGGGCACGACGAGUCGUUCUGAGGCCCCGUCCCUUUCGUCCCGUCCUCACCUCGCUCCACAAGCCCCCGCCCUUCCACCCCUUUCCCCCACAUUUCUGGACACUAUGGAUCCCAUAGGGGGAGAGAUUUCACCUUUCCCAUCGCUGCCCUGCCUCCAUUCCAUGAUCACCCUUGGAUGCUGAGAGGAGUUGGAAAGCUGAGAGGAACAGUGCAGUGCGCCUGCCAGGGAAAUGCAGGGGGAUCUCCCCUCGUGGUUACACCCGUGGCACAGGCGAGGAGAGCAGGGCUACAAGGAAUAACACCCCCAUCCCCAACCUCCCCUGCGGUAGCAUCCAGACACUUGUAUGUAUUGUUUUAUAUUUGUAUGUGGAUGUGAGGCCAAGUCGACAUUUUUUGUUUUGUUUUUGUAAAGAAGAAUUCUCCGCUGGGCACAAUAACCACCAUCAUUUCAAUAACUUUAAACUAUUAUUACCCUUAUUUAUUACCUGUUGCACCUGUAUACUUUGAUAUUCUCCUUUUUUAUGUUGACGCUUUGCUGUGUAGCCCUGCCGAUCGAUCAUUCCUUCAGUGUUUUUAUUGCAGUUUGAAGAUGAUAGGACAAGACUCGAGUCACACGGAUACACACACACACACACACACACACACAUACAUACCAUGUACACACACACUGGUGCUAGAUACACUGUGAAGCGGUUUUGCAGAUCUGGGAUUGCCCAUUCACUCAAUGUGACAGAGUGCUGAUGAAUCAAAUUCUCAUUCACUUCUCUCAAUAACACUGUCUCACUCUGAACACUGUCGGGACCUCCAUCAGGUCCGUCUCGUUCUGUACAGGUCAAUGUGCAUCAGAGGAAGGUCACCUGAGGUUCAGACACCUGACUUUUUCAACUAGAUUGUCUAUGAUUUAGUAUGCUAUAGCAGAUCUCUUAUACAGUAUCUUAUGUCCUUAACUGUACAGUGUAGGCUGUUGUGUAAAACACUAAAAGCUGUUGAUAUUUUCUGCAUUCCGUACUUGGAUAUUGAGUUUUCUGGCUGAAGUUCGAGCUGUCCUCUCAGCUCUGGAGCCAGAGUGUUUCUUUUCUGUGGUGACUGAAGGACGGUUCCACGCAGUUCCACUUGGUAAAACCAUAUCGAACUGUAAAAUAGACCUGUUUUGUCAAGCUGUUGUGAAAUCGAUUUCAUUUUUCUUUUGUUGUGGUCCUGAAGACGACUUUUAAAUCUUCAUUCUCUCAAUCCCGAUAUCCCAGAAAACAAGUGCAAAGACACGAGCAAUUUGCAAAGAUCGACAAUUCAGUUGACUUUAUGUUUUUUUAAAUUAAUUUAAGACUCCUGUCAUUGAAGUUAAAAAAAUAUUGCAGUAGUUGAUAGAACACAAUUUGCUCUUUCAAUUUUUAGAACAGCAAGGCUUAUUUAAGGGUUUUAAUUCACUUUCACCUUAGCUGAUACUAGACCAACAUAAUUUCCUUUUAACUGUAUGAAAUUGUAUAAAGAAUAAAUGUGUAUAUGAUAUCUUAGUUUUAUUUAUUGAAGGACCAAAGGAAUUUCAUAAUGACAUGAUACAUAGACAGAUAAAUAACAAUUUGAAAUGCAAUUAUCUAAUGUGUGAGAUGAAUAACAGUUUAAAUAAAGACUAAUAUAAUCCAUGUAAAUGGUGUUCUUAUUGUCCACUUUUCUCUGUACACGGCUAAAAUGGGGCAGAGAACUGUCAAUACUGUGAGCCGAGUCAAAGGACUCUACUGGCUCCGCACCCUCUGGUGGAUCUCGCCUCAUUGUGCAGGUGAAGCUGGCUGGGUGUGGGUGGGUGGCUGGGAAGAGCUCCGGGUCUGCUGGGUCGAAGCCUUUGGCCUUAGUAAGCCCCCCUCUUCACUCUGCUGGACUACCACAGUACAUGUAGCUCCCUUAACAGAGGCCUCAACUCACCAAUUGAGCCGCUCCCAGAGCAACUACAACCAGGUUAGGUGAGGUUAACGAGUCCCAAAAAUCUCAGUCUAUCCUACUAGGAUAUGAGGGGCAGGAUUUGAUCUGUGUCGACUAAAAGCUUUGCAGUUUCACACCUAGGGAUGAUAAUCAUAUGAGUGUUGUAAGCAAUGUUUGAAGUCCAAGAGAUGUGUGUUCAUGAGGUUUUUCUGCUCUUAAGCUAAAUAUGUAAUUAUGUACUUUAUUGCAUACAAAUAUGGAAUCAGUGUUCAAAGUGAGGAAAAGCAAUGUGAAUAGAACUAAAAAGUGGGACUGUUGGGUCAGAGGGGAAAAAUGUUUUGUCCAAUUUUUACUGAAUAAAAAAAAACCUGCUUUGUAAUGCAAUCUAUUAGAAAUGGGCCUAAAAAGCCAUCUUUUCACCUGCCUUAUCUGCAACCACUUUCACUUGACUGAGUACUCCAACAGAAAGGAUUCAUUGUUAAAUUAUUGACAAAUGGCCAUUUGCUGAGUAUAUGAAUUAUUGCUUGUAUAUAGAAUUUUAAAAAAGGUGCAAAAGCAAACACUAUGAAUGAUGGCAUUGGAGCUGAAGUCUUUUGUUUCCUGUUUCCUUUCCGCGCAAGCAGUUCUGUUCUUGUGUGCGACCAGUAACCUUAAUUUACUGUGUAAAGAUGGUUACAUUUUUUAGCUUUGUUUGUCAGAGACCCAAAUAUAGAAGGCUUGUUUACUGACUGUAUAACCUUAACCGUGAAUUUCCAAUUAAGUGUAUUAUACAAACUCAUUUCUUCCUAUAACAAUGUCUUGUACAAUGCUUUUAAAGUUAUUGCUCGGUUUAAAAAAGAAAAAAGGAAAAAAAAGUUUUAGGGACAGUACAAUAAUCCAUUCUUUGUUUAAUCCAGUUUUAGUUUGUUUUUUUUUGUUUUUUUUUAACUUAUAGCUGAUGUGUCAUUGUUUCCCCUUGUGAAAUGGUCACAUUAUGUUCCUGGUGUGGAAAUGUACGCAGCAUUUUCAGCGGAUCACGGCUCCUUGUCUAGCUUAUAAUGUUAAAAUAAUACAUGUUUCUGGCAUGUGCACGACUUUGCGCUUAUAGGCUAACCUGAUCAUUUUCCUCCGCUUCAAAUAGAAACGUCUAUUUAUGAAUUUUGCUUGUAGUUUUUCACAAAUAAAAUUGUUAAAGUUA